Messenger RNA from Lampris incognitus (smalleye Pacific opah), 1380 nucleotides. RefSeq names its product heparan sulfate (glucosamine) 3-O-sulfotransferase 3B1a (gene hs3st3b1a). Gene Ontology annotation, molecular function: [heparan sulfate]-glucosamine 3-sulfotransferase activity. Bases 280 to 1380 code for a protein of 366 amino acids. The transcript has 2 exons. Lineage: Eukaryota; Metazoa; Chordata; Actinopteri; Lampriformes; Lampridae. The record is from RefSeq and is a predicted model, not a curated record.
CCGGCUGAGCAAGUGAUGGGAGACAGCUGACUCACCUGACGGGAUUCUCCCUCUUCCUCGCUAUAAACCUCCCCAAACCCGCCUCUAGUAGCGAAUUAAGGACCGUAUCGCACAUUUCCUCCCAUAUCCGCACACAUCUGGCGUCUUGGGGGGGGGGGGGGGGAGAACAGAAGCGUCCGAUUUUUGGGAAUUUUGGAUAUUUCGGCAAUGGAAAAGCAGUGAGGAACUUUGCCAAAAUGCCAAGCCGGAAUACGCGUUUCGCCCCGCAGCCCUCUUCUCAUGGAGUAUAGUCCGACCGUGCACCAUCCAAAUGUCGUGCCGUCACCCCACGUGAAAAACAAACUCUUCGUGCUGUGCGUCAUGCUGUCGCUCUGGGUGUACUUGAUCUACUGCUGCGUGGGCUACUGCGCCACCGCGCCGGACCCCACGGCCGGCGCCGUGCGCGGCAGGCGGACCCCGGAGAGUGACGCGGAGUACGACAACCGGGGCGCCUCCGUCGGGGCGUCCAGGGACUUGCUGAACAACGACAACGACCCGGACAGCAGGGGGGACGAGUGGGACGAGGACGGCGCCACGGCGGGUUUCUUAAACGGGUCGGAGAGUAAGAAGUUGCCCCGGGCCAUCAUCAUCGGCGUGAAGAAGGGAGGCACGCGCGCGCUGCUGGAGUUCCUCCGUGUGCACCCGGACAUCCGGGCGGUGGGAGCCGAGCCGCACUUCUUCGACCGCAACUACGACAAAGGCCUGGAGUGGUACAGGGAGCUGAUGCCCAAGACACUCGAAGGCCAGAUAACCAUGGAGAAGACCCCUAGCUACUACGUCACCAAGGAGGUCCCCGCUCGAAUCUACACCAUGUCCAAGGACACCAAGCUGAUCGUGGUGGUCCGAGACCCUGUCACACGGGCCAUCUCAGACUACACACAGACCCGCUCCAAGAAGCCCGACAUCCCCUCGUUCGAGAGCUUGACAUUCAAGAACACGACGGGCGGUCCGAUCGACACCGCGUGGAGCGCCGUCCAGAUCGGCAUGUACGCCAAGCACCUGGAGCGCUGGCUGCGGUACUUCCCCCUGCGGCAGCUGCUGUUUGUGAGCGGCGAGCGGCUGAUCAGCGACCCCGCGGGGCAGAUGGCCCUCGUUCAGGACUUCCUGGGGCUCAGGAGGGUAGUCACUGACAAGCAUUUCCACUUCAACCCGGCUAAGGGCUUCCCCUGCCUCAAGAACCCGGAGGGCAGCAGCAGCAGCAAGCCCCACUGCCUCGGCAAAACCAAAGGGCGGACCCACCCUAAUAUCGACCCAGAGGUGGUGCAGCGGUUACGGGACUUCUACAAGCCCUUCAACGACAAGUUUUACCAGAUGACUGGACAUGACUUCGGCUGGGACUGA